Messenger RNA from Rodentolepis nana, 714 nucleotides. The record is from the annotation of a GenBank genome assembly. Lineage: Eukaryota; Metazoa; Platyhelminthes; Cestoda; Cyclophyllidea; Hymenolepididae.
AUGGCUCAAGAAUUAGAAGAAUGGACAGGUAUGGGUGACACCUGGCAGAGAGAGCUCGCCGACAUUCAGCUAGAACGAAUCGCUCUAAUGUUUGAUAGAUUCAAACAUCUCACAGAGCCCCGAGGUGUACAAGGACUGAAGAAUCUACUCGGUGCAGCCUGGAAACACGAUUUGUUACUGCAAUCAACCCUGGCAGUACCAAUCCGAACCCAGCAGCAAUUUCACUUAGAGAUUCUCAGUCUAAUUAGAUUUUCCUGCCCUCAAUCAUAUAUUUUAUCCAAAUUGGUUAAUUCGAAGGGAGUUUUCUACAAAUUAAUUCUGGAUGAACGCUCUGGUAGAGGCGUACCUUUCGCUCCAGGUCCAGGAUUCAUGAAAAAGAAUAAUCCAAAAAUUAAACGGGGAUCUUUUCAUUCUCUUGACGCUCUGAUCCUAACGGGAUCAUUUGGCAACCUCCAGGAGUUGGGUAACCAAACAAAAACACCGACCACAACUAAGGGCUUUUAUUCCUUUUCAAAUAAAUUGAGAAGCAUGUUUAAGGAUUUUAUAUACGGUAAAAAACUGGAUUCAACUUGCAAAGCCGACCAUAAAGAUCCCUUUGGAUGUCGCAUUAAUGGAGCCAGGACCGAAAGGUUUUCUGAAAAUAAAAUUUUGACCGAGAUGUGUGCCCAUAUUGAUUGGGAAAGAUGGAUUUCUGACGUUAUUGUUCAUAAUUAA